AAAUUUUGUUGAUGUACUAAUUGCAGGAAUGAGAAUCUAUCACUGUAUUAUACCUCGAAAAGAAUAUGUGUGUAUUUCCUUUGUGUGGCGGCAGAGGGCAGACCAAGGACACUAUAAUAGUCUCCUUGGGGCAGGCGCUGUCCAGUGCCCAGCCCGGCUCAGGCAGCACAACAACAGUCCCGCCACCACCACCACCUGACCUCAGCAGUGCCAGCACGGAGCCAGCACCCUGCAGACCCGCACAGCGUCCUACGAGAAGCUCUGAAGCCGCCACGAUGCGCUGGUCUCCGCCGGCACUCCUUCUGCUGCCCCUGCUGCUGGCCUGGGACACCACUUCAGUCAGCCGCGUGUGUGGGCGUAAGGCUGGAGACCAUCCUAUCCAACAACCCAAUCCUGCUUCUGCUCCUGACCUGCUUUCGGGUACAAGAAAUCCCUGGAUACGCCGAGAUCAAAUCCCUCAACCUACAACUGCUGGUCCUGACUACACUGACGACCCCGAUGCCGCGUCUAGUCCUGAAAUUGGAGAAUUAGUACCGCAUGUGUCGGAGACGGUUCAGCCCGUUAAAGAAUGUCUUGUACAUGAUGGGAACAAGUGGAGAACUGAUGCAAUAUGUCAACGUAAGAUAAAUAAGGCGACACAGACGACCCCACUUAGAUAAAAAAAAAAGCCACAUCGCCCCAAGACGACCAGCCACACCACACCAUCACGACCACUAAUACCAGCCACACCACACCAUCACGACCACUAAUACCAGCCACACCACACCAUCACGACCACUAAUACCAGCCACACCACACCAUCACGACCACUAAUACCAGCCACACCACACCAUCACGACCACUAAUACCAGCCACACCACACCAUCACAACCACUAAUACCAGCUACACCACACCCACGACCACUAAUACCAGCCACACCACACCCACGACCACUAAUACCAGCCACACCACACCAUCACGACCACUAAUACCAGCCACACCACACCAUCACGACCACUAAUACCAGCCACACCACACCAUCACGACCACUAAUACCAGCCACACCACAUCAUCACGACCACUAAUACCAGCCACACCACAUCAUCGCGACCACUAAUACCAGCCACACCACACCAUCACGACCACUAAUACCAGCCACACCACACCAUCACGACCACUAAUACCAGCCACACCACACCAUCACGACCACUAAUACCAGCCACACCACACCAUCACGACCACUAAUACCAGCCACACCACACCAUCACGACCACUAAUACCAGCCACACCACACCAUCACGACCACUAAUACCAGCCACACCACACCAUCACGACCACUAAUACCAGCCACACCACACCAUCACGACCACUAAUACCAGCCACACCACACCAUCACGACCACUAAUACCAGCCACACCACACCCACGACCACUAAUACCAGCCACACCACACCCACGACCACUAAUACCAGCCACACCACACCCACGACCACUAAUACCAGACACACCACACCCACGACCACUAA
Eriocheir sinensis (Chinese mitten crab) is the source of this 1505-nucleotide messenger RNA. RefSeq lists its product as uncharacterized. Lineage: Eukaryota; Metazoa; Arthropoda; Malacostraca; Decapoda; Varunidae. Bases 66 to 659 code for a protein of 197 amino acids. The transcript has 3 exons. The record is from RefSeq and is a predicted model, not a curated record.